This is a messenger RNA of Phialemonium atrogriseum, 1117 nucleotides long. RefSeq lists its product as uncharacterized. The record is from RefSeq and is a predicted model, not a curated record. The coding region runs from base 137 to 1015 and encodes 292 amino acids. The transcript is spliced from 3 exons. NCBI's taxonomy places the organism in Eukaryota, Fungi, Ascomycota, Sordariomycetes, Cephalothecales, Cephalothecaceae.
UACUACGGCUUCUGGUUCCGGCCGUUGAUAAAGUAAUGGCACCUGCUACUUCGAGGCCGGGGAGCGGUCAGCGGGAGUAUUCUUCCCGUGCGGAAACGAUGCCCUCGGGCACAAGCCCUGCUGCCAAUCAGGCGACAUGUGCCUUGCGAACAAGGCAUGCUACAACGGCGAGUUUGGAGUCACGUAUCUCGCCGGUUGCAGCGACCCUGACUAUAACGACUCGAGCUGCCCAGACAAGCAAUCAUUCAAAGAUACACCAUGGACUGGGCUAGUACUAUGCAACAAUACAAACCAAUGGUUGCAGUGCAGACAGUCAGAAAAACCCAAGGUAUUGACCUCGCCGGACCCGUGCUCCUGCCCCGAACCCGCAUCGAGGACCAUCGCAUUCCUCGACGCAACAAAGUUGGCAGACAUCGGCCAGCUGCCGGCUACAUCCGGGGGGAGCGUCCUCUGGCAGAGUGGAUUUAUCCCGACUGCUUCGGAGGAAACUCCGACAUCGACCCCCAGCACCACCCGACCUUCUUCAUCCGCCGUGCCCACGGCACCAUCGUCGUCAUCAUCGGCAUCGGCAUCGCCCUUCUCGACAUCGUCAGCUCUACCGACGAGCAACCCACCGGGAAUGACCGCCGCCGCGAAAGCCGGCAUUGGAGUUGGAGCGAGCCUCGGCGCCCUGCUGAUCCUCGGCGCAUUGCUGCUGUUGUUCCUUCGGCGGCGGGAGCAUAGGAGAGAGUCUCAUAUGUUUGACUGUUCUCCCCGCGAGGUCGAGAGUAAGGGCAAGAGCGAUGCCAUGGACAUGCCGGGAUUUGCAGUGACGCCGGUGACGCCUGUAACCCCGGCACUCAGCGAGCUGGAUCCUGGGGCGGUGCGGCGGUGGUCGGAACUCCAGGGUGAUUACACGCCGAAUCCAACCCUGUCGGGGCAUUUUCUCCAAGAGUCAACCCCAAGACGGACUGAUGGCACACAUGGAAGGAGGAUUGCGCAGUACGCAAAACACGUUGCGGAGUUGCCAGGUUAGCCUGCUAUCUGCAUCAGGGACUAGGUCCUGGUGCUCAACCCGGGCUCUGGCCCCCUGUCUGUCUCUAAGUUCCUGUACAAUUAUUACCUCCUGAUUUCAGUG